AUGGAAUGGGUCCGAGGUGAAAAAUUGGGUCAUGGAAGUUUUGGGACGGUGAAUUUGGCAAUACCAAGAAGCCAGAAUGCUCAAAUUCCACCAUUGAUGGCCGUGAAGUCUUGUGGAGUUUCUCGCUCCGAUUCACUUGUGAAUGAGAAAUUUAUAUUGGAUGAGCUUAGAGAUUGUCCGGAAAUCAUUCGUUGUUUAGGAGAAAGUUUUAGUUAUGAAAAUGGAGAAAAAUUGUAUAACGUAUUGCUGGAGUAUGCCGCCGCCGGCGCCUUAGCUGAUAGGCUAAAGUGUGAUGAACGGUUGCCGGAGUUUGAAGUCCGGAAAUACACAAAGGAUUUACUCAAAGGGCUGAAUUAUAUACACAAAUUUGGUUAUGUUCAUUGUGAUAUUAAGCCUCAAAACAUUCUUUUGGACAAAAAUGGUGGAGCAAAAAUCGCCGAUUUUGGGUUGGCAAAGAGAGCUGGAAGGGAAAAAAUGGGUGUUUUUGGGUGUGAAUUGAAGGGUACAGUUCUUUAUAUGUCACCGGAGAUGGUCUCGGGAGGCGAACAGGGCCCCCCGGCGGACAUAUGGGCACUUGGGUGUGUGGUGUCGGAGAUGGUCACAGGAGCUCCGGCAUGGAGGUGCUCCGAUGUGACGGGGCUGCUAAUGAGAAUUGGUGGUAGCGCGGAGGUGCCUGAAAUCCCCGGAAACUUAUCUGACGAAGGGAAAGAUUUUCUUGAAAGAUGCUUUGAUAAAAACCCAAGUACAAGAUGGACGGCUGAAAUGCUACUAAAUCAUCCAUUUAUUGAUGAUAAUCAAGAUUUUGAUGACAAAGUUACAAAAAAUGAUGGACAAAAAAAUGUUGUCUCAACCUCUCCAAGAUGUCCAUUUGAAUUUCCUGAUUGGCCGUCAUCAGGUACAUGUUCAAUUACAUCUUUGCCCUCACCGGAAUAUACUCUGGAAUCCGGCUCUAGGUUGCGGCCGGAGCCGAAUGCGACAAUUUCACCAGCGAGGCGGCUGCGCGAACUAGUGACCAUCGAUCAAAAUCCUGACUGGGAUGAAGAUGAUUGGAUGACCGUUAGAUUAUAA
Fraxinus pennsylvanica is the source of this 1068-nucleotide messenger RNA. The record is from the annotation of a GenBank genome assembly. NCBI's taxonomy places the organism in Eukaryota, Viridiplantae, Streptophyta, Magnoliopsida, Lamiales, Oleaceae.